GUGGGGCAGAGCGGUUUGGUGGUUCGUUGGAAGGGGUCCUUCCUGUGUCUCAGCUACUGCGGCUCUUUGGGCAGCAGCGGCUGCGCGGUGGUCGGAGAAGCGGCCUAUAAUUUCGGCAUUAGGUAAAACAAAAUGGCCCGAACCAAGCAGACUGCUCGUAAGUCAACGGGUGGGAAAGCGCCCCGCAAGCAGUUGGCCACCAAAGCGGCCAGGAAAAGCGCUCCCUCUACUGGCGGGGUGAAAAAACCUCAUCGCUACAGGCCCGGGACUGUUGCGCUUCGAGAAAUCCGUCGUUACCAGAAAUCCACCGAGCUUUUGAUCCGGAAACUGCCUUUCCAGAGGUUGGUGAGGGAGAUCGCCCAGGAUUUCAAAACCGACUUGAGGUUCCAGAGUGCCGCCAUCGGCGCGCUGCAGGAGGCUAGCGAAGCGUACCUGGUGGGUUUGUUUGAAGAUACUAAUCUGUGUGCCAUCCACGCUAAGAGAGUCACCAUCAUGCCCAAAGACAUCCAAUUGGCUCGCCGGAUACGGGGAGAGAGAGCUUAAGUGAAGGCAGUUUUUAUGGUGUUUUGUAGUAAAUUCUGUAAAAUACUUCUGUUUAAUUUGUGACUUUUUUUGUAAGAAAUUGUUUAUAUGUUGCAUUUGUACUUAAGUCAUUCCAUCUUUCACUCAGGAUGAAUGCGAAAAGUGACUGUUCACAGACCUCAGUGAUGUGAGCACUGUUGCUCAGGAGUGACAAGUUGCUAAUAUGCAGAAGGGAUGGGUGAUAUUUCUUGCUUCUCAUGAUGCAUGUUUCUGUAUGUUAAUGACUUGUUGGGUAGCUAUUAAGGUACUAGAAUUGAUAAAUGUGUACAGGGUCCUUUUGCAAUAAAACUGGUUAUGACUUGA
Molecule: messenger RNA, 885 nt
Organism: Dama dama (fallow deer)
Lineage: Eukaryota; Metazoa; Chordata; Mammalia; Artiodactyla; Cervidae
Product: histone H3.3A
Exons: 1
Coding region: 133-543 (136 amino acids)
Cellular component (GO): nucleosome
Molecular function (GO): structural constituent of chromatin; DNA binding; protein heterodimerization activity
Source: RefSeq, a predicted model, not a curated record